This is a messenger RNA of Hippopotamus amphibius kiboko, 1504 nucleotides long. It is a transcript of the gene GPR84, whose product is annotated as G protein-coupled receptor 84. Gene Ontology annotation, biological process: neuropeptide signaling pathway. The record is from RefSeq and is a predicted model, not a curated record. The transcript has 2 exons. Gene Ontology annotation, cellular component: membrane. Gene Ontology annotation, molecular function: urotensin II receptor activity. Lineage: Eukaryota; Metazoa; Chordata; Mammalia; Artiodactyla; Hippopotamidae. The coding region runs from base 97 to 1287 and encodes 396 amino acids.
GAAGCCUGAAUGCCCACAAGAAAGGACUGCUAUUUGAGUGAGUUGGACUUCUUCCACCAGAGAGAGAUUUGAAGGCUGGGAAACUCAGCAUCCAUCAUGUGGAACACCUCUGAUGCCAACUUCUCCUGCUACCAUGAGUCUGUGCUGGGCUAUCGUUACGUGGCAGUUACCUGGGGGGUGGUAGUGGCUGUGACAGGCACCGUGGGCAACGUGCUCACCCUACUGGCCUUGGCCAUCCAGCCCAAGCUCCGUACCCGCUUCAACCUGCUCAUCGCCAACCUCACGGUGGCCGAUCUCGUCUACUGCACCCUUCUCCAGCCCUUCUCAGUGGACACCUACCUCCACCUGCACUGGCGCACCGGUGCCACCUUCUGCAGGGUCUUUGGGCUCCUCCUUUUUGCGUCCAACUCUGUCUCCAUCCUCACCCUCUGCCUCAUCGCCCUGGGACGCUACCUCCUCAUUGCCCACCCUAAGCUCUUUCCCCAAGUUUUCAGUGCCAAGGGCAUUGUGCUGGCACUGGUGAGCACCUGGGUGGUGGCUGUGGCCAGCUUCGCUCCUCUCUGGCCAGUCUAUAUCUUGGUGCCCGUAGUCUGCACCUGCAGCUUUGAUCGCAUUCGAGGCCGGCCCUAUACCACCAUCCUCAUGGGCAUCUACUUUGUGGUUGGGCUCAGCAGUGUCGGUGUCUUCUAUUGCCUUAUCCACCGCCAGGUGAAGCGAGCAGCACAGGCGCUGGAUCAGUACAAGCUGCGCCAGGCGAGCAUCCGCUCCAACCACGUGGCUGGGACAGUGGAGGCCAUGCCUGGUCAUUUCCGGGAGCUGGACAGCGGGCUGGCAUCAGGAGGGCCCAGCGAGGGGAUUUCAUCUGAGCCAGUCAGUGCUGCCACCACCCAGACCCUGGAAGGGGACUCAUCAGAAGUGGGGGACCAGAAUAACAGCAAGGCAGCUAAGCAGAUGGAAGAGAAAAGCCCUCCAGGAGUGCCUGCCAAGGCCAGGACAACUAAAAGAGACCAGAGAGGUCAAGACUCUCCAUCAGAGUUUGGGAAGGUGACUCGGAUGUGUUUUGCUGUGUUCCUCUGCUUCUCCCUGAGCUACAUCCCCUUCCUGCUGCUCAACAUCCUGGAUGCCAAGGUCCAGGCUCCCCGGGUGGUCCACAUGCUUGCUGCCAAUCUCACCUGGCUCAAUGGUUGUAUCAACCCUGUGCUCUAUGCAGCCAUGAACCGCCAGUUCCGCCAAGCCUACGGCUCCCUCCUAAAACGAGGGCCCCAGAGUUUUCGUAGGUUCCAUUAGAACUGUGUUCCCAGUCACCAGAAUCUGGGACUGUCUCCUCCAGGACUAAGGUGGCCAGCUGGUAGGAGAGUACAUGAAAGUAAGACAUGUGGGAAUUUCUACAGACAACCUCUCCCCAAGCCCCAAAUCAGGCCUCUCCACCCCUCGCUCAACAUUUCAGCCCUAGGCUGCUCAAGGUGCAUUAUUAAUUAUUAAUAAACAAAUUCCAUCCUUUUCA